UGGACAGCCACAAGAAGAUAUAUAAGAAAAGCUCUCAUAUAUCAAACUUCAUUAUAUAUUAGUAGUAGUAGUAGAUGUAGAUAGAGAUGUUACAAGAAGUUGUGAGAUUCAUCAUUAGGCAUUACAUUAUAAAGUACUGCAAAAGCCUAAUUCGUGAAAUCUCUAUACGUACAAUAUUCAUAAGUAUACAUUUUAGUUCCCUCUGCUAUGCUUAGCCAAAAAAGCAGAGGUUUUAUCAUCAUCGUCGUCGUCAUUAUUACGAUGACUAAUGAAGAAGAAGAAGAAAAAAAAGACUCCGUUAUGCAUAGUAAAGUUAGCCAAAAUUUGAUCCACGUCAUAUGACGAUCAGAGCCACAGAGCGCCAGCCCGUUUGAGCAUGGCAGACAAAGAACCAUUGAGAUGGAGGGUCAUGAUCUCAUUGGCGCCACCAACAAGGUUCCCGCCGAUGAACACAACAGGAAAGUCACCGGCACCACCGUGUCGAGCCAAGGCCUGCUCGAUCUCCCGGCCACCGGGGACCUGGUCGAGCUCGUAGACGGUGGGGUUGACACCAAAGUCGAAGAACAAGGUUUUGAUGGUGUGGCACAUGCAGCACGUGCUCUUGCUGAACACCACCACCGGCCUCUCCGCCGCCAGUUGGAAAACUCGAUCCAUUUCGGCCUUAUAGAAUACGUGUGAGUAAUGGGUUGAGAAGAAUGAACAGUGGAUGUUUGUAA
Messenger RNA from Linum tenue, 716 nucleotides. The record is from the annotation of a GenBank genome assembly. NCBI's taxonomy places the organism in Eukaryota, Viridiplantae, Streptophyta, Magnoliopsida, Malpighiales, Linaceae.